AUGUGGGAGACUGAUUUUGGCGGACCUGGCUUCAACGUCUUUAUCAUCGUCGUCUUGUUGGUAUUUCUCUCCAUUCCGGUAGUUAUCGGGGUUGCGGUGGGAGGCUUGGCCGGCAUGAUAAUGCAGGGGGGCGGAUUCGGCUACGGGACGCUUAUGGGGUUCGUGUUUGGCGCCGUCUCCAUUCCGCUCAAUCUGCUGCUAACCUUGUCCUACUUCAAUGCGGACUCUGACCCAUUCAUGCUGUGGGUCAUAGCAAUCCCGGUGUCAGCCCUGCUGGUUAUCGUCGCCCCGAUAGCCGCCGUCAAGCGAAGGGCGGCGGCGCGCGGUUUGCUACGGGAAAGCGGAACACCCGCAACGUAA
Molecule: messenger RNA, 360 nt
Organism: Geodia barretti
Lineage: Eukaryota; Metazoa; Porifera; Demospongiae; Tetractinellida; Geodiidae
Source: the annotation of a GenBank genome assembly